CACAUUCUUAGGAUCUCUUUUUCCGGUUUUAAGCAUGUCAAUAAUUAAUUUAUACGUCAAAAGUUUGUGUUGUUGAUCUCUCUAUUCUCUCUAUUGUAUGUUAAAUAAAAGCUAUAUUCAAAUACCAAACCCGAACCAGUUCAGUAAUUAUAAUAAUUUUAAGGAAGUAGCGCAACCAAUGUUUACUGAACUUAUUAGAUACUAAAGUUGCAGUACGGUUCCUUGUAUAAUUAAUUAUUGAUAAAGUUCAAAGUGUUUUCAUCAAAUUAGAGAUAUUAACCUAAAACAAGAGAUAUGAAUAAUGCUGAUUUACCAGAUGAUAGUGAUUCUAGUGAUGAAGACUAUGUACCCAAUGAAAAAGUAGAUGACUUACCAUCAGAAAUUGACGAGGAUGAUUCAAUAUCCGAAUCCGAAGAAACUUCCGGAAAAUCUUCUAGAAAGAAAAAGAAAAGCCGUAAGAAAAUUGGAAAGGAAAAAAUAGAAAAUAAAAAUGAAGAUAUAGAGGAAACCAAAUCUGAAGAAACAAAAGCAAAUGUUGAUGAUCUAUGGGCAGAUUUUGUUAAAGAUACAGGUUUUAAAACAAAAGGCAAUAUUAAAUCAACUCAACCUACAUCUUCAAAACCUAAGGAAAAUGUUAGCAAAUCAAGUAGUUCUUCCCAAUCGUCCAGUACAGAAUCAAAGCCUGCUAAUAAAGUUAAAGUUACACAAAUUUUUGAAUUUGCUGGUGAAGAAGUUAAGGUUGAGAAAGAAGUUAGUGCAGAUUCAGCCGAAGCUCGUUUAUUAGGAGCACAUACGGAACAAAGUUUUUCUAGUGGUAAAAGUAAAAGAUCUGCUGGACUGACUGGCAUAGGUAAUGUUCUGAGCCAACUCACUAAAAAACCGAAAAUUAGUACAUUAGAAAAAACCAAAUUGGAUUGGGAUAGCUAUAAAAGAGAACAGAAUAUUGAAGAAGAAUUACAGACUUUUAAUAAAGGAAAAGAUGGAUAUUUGGAGCGACAAGACUUUCUACAAAGAACAGACGUUAGACGAUUUGAAAUUGAAAGGGACAUCCGCGAAGUUGAAAGGAAUAAACGAUUUAAUAGCGCACUAUAAGCAACUUAGCGCGCCAUUAUGAAGUUAACUUGCAAGAAGCGGGUUUGUGAAAGAGAGGCAGUUUAUUUUGUAUGCAUGCAACUUUAAAUUUUUUUUUAUAUCGUGAUUUGAAUAAUUUGUAUUAUAAACUACUUUAUGUAUGAUACUGUAUUCUAGUUAGGUACUAGUUUACAAAACAUUUCUGAAAAUAAAGUGCCAAUACUUCAGAAAGGUAAUAAAUAA
Messenger RNA from Diabrotica balteata, 1314 nucleotides. The record is from the annotation of a GenBank genome assembly. Lineage: Eukaryota; Metazoa; Arthropoda; Insecta; Coleoptera; Chrysomelidae.